This is a messenger RNA of Colletotrichum graminicola M1.001, 588 nucleotides long. RefSeq lists its product as uncharacterized. The transcript has a single exon. The annotation marks the transcript as partial. The record is from RefSeq and is a predicted model, not a curated record. Lineage: Eukaryota; Fungi; Ascomycota; Sordariomycetes; Glomerellales; Glomerellaceae.
AUGGGCAACAAUAUUUCGUAUCAAGAGACGCCAGUUGAGCUCAGCUUGGGCGACCGAGGCACAAUUCGUGGCCUCCAACUCGACAAGAAGUCCCGUCGCUUCACUGGAGUCCCUUACGCCCUACCUCCCACUGGCGAACACAGAUGGCGCAAACCGCGACCCUUGCCUGCCGGCUACACUUACGCCGAUGCCAAUGGGGGCGCAUACGACGCGACAAAGUUUCAAGCAGUUUGCCCCCAGAAGGUCUGGAGCGUCGUGAAGCCUGAUGGUGGAAAGAACAUUUACAGUGAGGACUGUUUAUUUCUCAACAUAUGGACUCCGGUGCCAGCGGAGGGCGAGGAGAACAAGAAAUGGCCUGUGCAGCUUUGGAUCCACGGGGGUUGGUUCCAGACAGGCGAUCCCUCGCACGAACCAGGGAUGGAUGCGACGGAGCUAAUCACCACGGGCGGGCUGAACUCAAUCGUUGUAGCCAUUAGAUAUCGUCUCAAUAUUUUUGGGUUUCUUGCGGGCGAUGCUCUCCUAAACGACAACAACGGCGAGGCGGGCGGCAACUUCGGCUUGUGGGAUCAGCGAGCCGCUGCAGAAUGG